AUGUCAGGGUUUCAAAACCUCGGUGCCAUAGCAGACAAUGCAGUACCAGCACCAACAGCAUCAGAAAUACCAACACCAGCUCGCGGCAAAGAAAUGCGCGCAAACCUCUUGAACAAGCUCCGUGCACCGCCUCUUGUACAUGCCUGGGACUUCUGGCACGAUCGUCAAGACCGCGUUGCCACAACUACUUCAUCAGCAUCAGCAUCCACAUCCACAACCUCUCCAUCAACCACAACCUCUCCCACCACUUCCCCUGCUACAGGAACCCCCUCAUCAACAAACUACGAAGACAGACUGGUACACCUGGCCGCAAUCUCCGACGUUCGCACCUUCUGGAAUGUCUUCAACAACUUCGACGUCUCAGCCUUGCCUUUACGCGAUUCCGUCCAUCUCUUCCACAAAAACGUGAAGCCCCUCUGGGAAGACCCCCGCAACUUACACGGCGGCUGUUGGACCUUUCGCGUGCACAAGGACCGCGCCCCGGCAUUCUGGGAGAAGAUUGCUUUGCUGGCUGUGGGCGAAAAGCUGCAGGCUGCAGUCGAGAGCGACAGACAGCAGUUCAGGGAUGAUAUCUGUGGUGUGAGUUUGAGUGUGAGAUUUACGAGUGUGUUGGUGCAGGUCUGGAAUAGGGAUGCGGGUCAUGAGGAGGGUAUCAAGAGGCUGUUGGAGACCGUGUUUGCGAACUUGGAGCCAGACUUGAUGCCGAGGGAGAAUGGUUACUACUACAAGCCGCAUCAUGAGCAUGCUGCUUUCACGGGAGGUCAG
Messenger RNA from Aureobasidium namibiae CBS 147.97, 765 nucleotides. RefSeq names its product translation initiation factor eIF4e. Gene Ontology annotation, biological process: translational initiation. Gene Ontology annotation, molecular function: RNA 7-methylguanosine cap binding; translation initiation factor activity. The transcript has a single exon. The annotation marks the transcript as partial. The record is from RefSeq and is a predicted model, not a curated record. Gene Ontology annotation, cellular component: eukaryotic translation initiation factor 4F complex. Lineage: Eukaryota; Fungi; Ascomycota; Dothideomycetes; Dothideales; Saccotheciaceae.